AUGAAGCUUUUACAUUUGUUCCUUGUUGUGAUUAUUGCUGAAGAAGCUUUCUCGGGUGAUGGAAAUUCUUGUUCAAGUCCACCUUUGUCGUUCAGCCCAAGUGACAUUAUUAAUAGAUUGGACAACAUCAAAGACUUCAUCGGUGAUGCUGUAUCAGAAUAUUUACCAUUUUUUGAAGGCGCUGAUGUGGAUUUUGGUGGCACAAAUCAUGAAAAAUCGGAAAAUGCUGUUAGCCUCCUAAUUGAACUUCAAACUGUUCUUUCGAACAACGGAAUACCAUCUUCUGUACAAGAUUUCUUCCCACUUAUUGAUGAUAUAAUUUAUAAUACACAAUCAACAGGAAUUCAGAAGAAAAUUGAUGAAAUUAUAGCAUCAGUAGAUGCUGCAAGCCAAAUUCUAUACGCAGUAUUGGGAACAAUUAUUGGUCAAAUCGCAACUGAAACUAAUUCUUCUCUUGAUUACUUGAGUGACGUUAUGACACAACAAAUUGAUACUGCCGAUUAUCCAAUUUCUUGCAUUGCUGAAGCAUUAAUUCAACUGUAUCAAUUUAUGUUUAACACAUAUGAAACGAUUGAAAAUGCUGCUAUUGCAGCUAAAGCAAGUAUGGAAGCAAUGCCAUAA
Messenger RNA from Clunio marinus, 621 nucleotides. Lineage: Eukaryota; Metazoa; Arthropoda; Insecta; Diptera; Chironomidae. The record is from the annotation of a GenBank genome assembly.